Messenger RNA from Danio rerio (zebrafish), 2149 nucleotides. The record is from RefSeq and is a predicted model, not a curated record. Lineage: Eukaryota; Metazoa; Chordata; Actinopteri; Cypriniformes; Danionidae.
ACCUGAAGAUUGAAGACACAUUCACAGUCAAACAGGAAGUUCCCGAACAAACUGAGCUGUUGGUGCUGAAAGAAGAGACUGAAGAACUGAAUGAAACUGAAGAGAACGGUCAGAAACACCAAGAUUCGAAGACUGAUGGAAAAUCUAUUAAGACAGAAAAAGAGCCGAUGUUGAUGAAAGAGGAGACUCAAAAACUGAAGGAAAUGGAAGACAAAGAUCAGUUUGAGGAAAACCAAGACUUAACGACUGCUGAAAUGUCUACCAUGACAAAAAAGACUUCACCUCGUGAAAGAGAUCAGGAAAUUAAAUCUAAUGGUAACUUCACCUGCAGUCAAUGUGGAAAAAGUUUUACUCAAAAAUACAAGCUUAGAGUUCACAUUCGAGUUCACACUGGAGAGAAGCCUUACUCGUGUGAACAGUGUGGAAAGAGAUUCAUUGAAAACACGAGACUUGUAUCCCACAUGAGCACUCAUACCAGAGAGAAGCCUUACUCAUGUCCCGAGUGCGGAAAAGGUUUCAAACAAAAGCAAAAUCUUGCAAUUCACAUGAGAAUUCACACUGGAGAGAAGCCUUUCUCAUGUGAUCAGUGUGACAUGAGUUUUAAUCAAACACAAAACCUUAAAGCCCACAUGAAAGUUCACAACAGGGACAGGCCUUACGCCUGCCAACAGUGCGGAAAGAGAUUCAGGCAAAUUCAAAUCCUUCAACUUCACAUCCAACUUCACACCGGAGAGAAGCCUUGUGCCUGCCCUCAGUGUGGAAUGAGCUUCGUUCAUAAACAAAGACUUAAUAGGCACAUGAAGGUUCACAAUAAAGCAAUAGAGACAAUAAAGCCUUUCAUUUGCCAGCAGUGUGGAAAAAGUUUUGCUCAGAAUGGUACCCUUAAAAUCCACAUGAGAGUUCACACUGGAGAGAAACCUUACACUUGCUCUCAAUGCGGGAAGAGUUUUACACAGAAAAGCAAGCUUGAUUACCACAUGAGACUCCACACUGGAGAGAAACCUUUCCUCUGCCAACAGUGUGGAAAGAGUUUCAGUCAAAAGAAAUGCCUUGAAAUCCACAUGAGAGUUCACACUGGAGAGAGACCGUACACCUGCUCUCAAUGUGGGAAGAGUUUUACCCAGAAAGGCAACCUUGAUUACCACAUGAGGACUCACACUGGAGAGAGACCUUACACUUGCACUGAAUGCGGAAGGAGUUUUACACAGAAAGGCAACCUUGAUUCCCACAUGAGGACUCACACUUUAGAGAAGCCUUUUAUAGUUGGCCAGUAGAGUUCAGUUUCGAGAACUGGCUCCGUUUUAGAACUGCAUGGCAGUUGGCAUUUUACAGCCGUAUCUAUCUGCCAGGACCUUUGACCGGUUAAGAUUUGCUCCCAAAAUAUGACACUCAAGUGAUAAUUACCCUCAGGGCCGUGCAAAGUAUUGGACUUUCCCCAAGUUCUCCGUAUGCUGAUUAAAGGUUCAGGACACACUGAAGAACUUUUUUUUAAAUAUAUUAACAGAUUUGUGUAUGUUGAGCAUCAGUUAAGACAAUGUUAGCACCUGUCAGCUUUAAUUGUGGGGAAAACUGGAUAAUUUUGAGCUUUUGUCAGCUAAUUUCAGCUUCUGGGUUUAAAAUGAUUUUUGGGGAGGGAUCAUAGUCGGCGACGUAGCGAAGUACUGCAAGUGCAAUGAUGACGCGUCGGUUUCUCAUUAAUAUUCAAAGCGGAGUUUCCCUAUCCUAUGAGAAGAGCCGGCUGCUUAAUUAUUCAGCACAUGCUUUCCAAAGGCAAGGCAGAUGCAGACCUGCCAGGCAGUGCCAAGCUCAAGCUGUGAGACACGGACCCACGGCACGCAGUAGCCGUUUAUGAAGGCUUGUAUGUGUUUGUUUCCAUGAUCCACGGGUUUGUUGCAUGUUUUUCCCCGCGAUCCUGUCAGGGCCGAUCAUACAGAAAAGCUGUGUGUUUGAUGCAAGCAUUUUUGUCGGGAGAGCAGCACGCGAAUUGGAGAACGGUGGAUGUUGUCUUGUAUCAGGAGUUCAUUAACAUAUAGAUACAUCGCCGUGCUGCUGUGUUUGCCUAAAUCCUCCAGAUUACCAGCAGGACUAAUGGUUAAAAUAGACAGGUCAGGAGACCUGCUGCACUGAGUCUGCAUUCAGAUCUAUGAUU